AGAUUGAAGUGUUUACAAAUACUGGGGCAUUCCUUAAAAUUAAUUUAACACACAUAAAAAACAAUAAUAGUGUGUAUUUGAUGAGCAAAUCAUUAACUUCAUUUAGUAAUAAAAUUAGUUAAUAAAAUUAUAUGAAUACCAAAAAUCUACAACGAAGCGAGUGUUCAGUCCGCACAUUACGCCAUUCGCAUGUACCUCAUAGCACAGUGCAAUGACGUCACAAAAAGGCGUGACUGAACUAUAAACACGGCUUCAUCGUGGACUCGCUGGUAACACUGAUCAACGCUUGCUUGCCGACUCGAUGCCUGUUAGAAAGUUGGGAGCUGUGCAGAUCUCCACGGCAUUCCUCGAUGGAUGGAUCCGUCAACAGAGACAGUUUGAGAGACGUCUCUACCAGUACAGAGACGAUAUCCAAGAUGUGGCUUCAGAGCCCAUAAAACAAUUUCUAAAAGAUGAUCUCAUGCAGAAGGCCAAUGUCCACUCUAGGAACAAAUAUGAUUGCUCCCCGAGGACGUUUUUUGAGGGACGCUCUUUGGUCAGACAGGAUUUCGUGGAGGCAUCAGAUAUUGAAGUGAACAGACAGAUGCAGAUGAGAUGUAACAAGGCUGCUUUGCCGCCAUUACCUUCAAGACAAUGCUACCCCAAAGACGACUGCGACAAGUGUGAGCUGAAGUUAAUGCUGAAUCACAUACAAAAUAUCCUGAGACAACCUGUAGCCUUAUGUUGGUCGAGGUAUGAAAGUAAACAUCCCGAUCAUGAUGUCGACUGUGUGCGGGACCACUGCCUUCCUCUCCUCCUGUCCAUGACUGAUAACCCUAUUGCUCCAACCACAACACCACCGCCGUCGCCCCUGCCUGACACGACGAAGCACGAUGUCGGUGGUCAAUCGACGAAGAAAAAGAGACACGACUGGAAGCCUAUCAUCAUCACCACAGGUGGCGCGCACGUGCUAGAAAACUCACAAGUCAUUAGAAGAGCCCGAUAUAUGCACAGCCCGAUGAGAAGAGUCGGCCAUCCUCAUCCCUUCUAUACACAGCUUUCACAUGGCAUCACGGAGCUGAUGGCAGCACAUACCUUGGUCGGACAUAGCCUCAAACCUCUACCUCGUACUGACGGCACAUCCGGGAAGUCUACUGCUAGAGAAAAGCCAUAGAUUUCGUUUUGAUUACCACAUAUUUAUAGCAGUUAGACAGAUACAUUUUCAUAAUAAUAAAAGUAAUAAUAGUAAUAUGAAGAAUUACUAGCGUUAAAGAGAGAUUAAUAGAUUUUGUUUUUAUCCACAAAAAUUAGAUAUUAAAUAUAUUUUCUGAUUUAGAAUAUUAGUGUUUCUGGUCAUCCUAAUGUUUCCAGUAUCCCAAACUACCUACCAAUAAGUUCGGUCUCGUGCAUAUUAAAUAAGAAACAAAAUGAAGUUUGAACUACUACCAUUAGAAAUUGUUUUAAAAUAAUUGAAUAUGCACUGAUAUAUUAAACCAUAAAUUGUGUUCAAUAUUUUAUUUUUGUUCAUUAAAAAGGCGAUAUUAGAAUGAAACAUCUUACUCAGUAUGAAUCAUGUAAUCUAAUUAUGUACUAUUGUCUUGUUGAUAAUGUUAAAGUACGAGUGACUUUAAAUUUUCUUUUUUAAAAACAAAUAAAUAUUCAUAAAUAUUG
Molecule: messenger RNA, 1650 nt
Organism: Gigantopelta aegis
Lineage: Eukaryota; Metazoa; Mollusca; Gastropoda; Neomphalida; Peltospiridae
Exons: 5
Coding region: 302-1153 (283 amino acids)
Source: RefSeq, a predicted model, not a curated record